AUGGUCUUUCGCGACAAGCCGGACGACCUCGCAGCGGCUGCCGAAGAGUACGAGCUCGAGGGCAACGCGCAGGACAAUGACCCCCUCCUGCCCCGGUACGAGGCCCGACCUUCGUCGCCUUCCGUUCGCUCCAAGGCAGCGAUAAGGCGGAGGCUGUCUCCGUGCAAGGUGCUCUCUCUAUUCAUUGGCACCCUCUUCGGAAUGCUUGCCAUCAUCACUAUUGUUGCCGUAUGCUUUGCGCCGCCGUCUGCCCUCGCUGAGUGGGAUCGGCUCCCACCUUCACUCAAAGAAUGGCUCAACACCUUGAUCCCCGACAUUGAGGAGGAGCUCAAGGACAACGCCGACUUCCCAACCAACGUGGGUUACGCUGGACCGACCCCCACCGGAUCUGAGGCGGCGCUUCUUGCUACGGCCACCAAGCUUCCGAUGUACACUGCCGUGGCCCCUCUCGUGCCCCCGCCAUCCAAGAGCGAAGGCUUCAGCAUUAUCCAGCACUGGGGUAACCUGAGCCCCUACCACUCUGUCAAGAGCCACGGUCUGCCCGACAGCUCGCAGAUCAUCCCGCAAGGAUGCGAGCUUGACGAGAUGCACUGGCUGCAGCGUCACGGGGCCCGCUAUCCUACCUCGAGCCCCCGUGGCCCUGCCGGGUUUGCCAUGCGCAUUGACAAGGCCAAGGGAUGGAAGGCCUCAAGUCGCCUCGAGUUCCUCAACGACUGGUCUUACAAGCUCGGCGCCGAGCUCCUCACCCCCUUUGGCCGUAGCCAGCUCUACAACCUUGGUGUCGCUGCCCGCGUCAAGUAUGGUUUCCUCCUCGACCGGUUCGAGGGCCGUCUCCCCGUUCUUCGCACCGAGUCCCAGGACCGCAUGCUCCGCUCCGCUCAGAACUGGGCUGCUGGCUUCUUUGGUAUCCCGGAUACGAAGCAGCACAACCUCGAGGUGAUGAUUGAGGCCCCUGGUUUCAACUGCUCCCUGGCCCCCUACCACUCGUGUCCCAACGACCGCAAGGUCUACGAGCCUACCCAGGAGAAGCUCGCACAGUGGGACGCUGUGUUCCUCAAGAAGGCCCGCAAGCGCAUCCAGAAGCAGAUUACCGGCUACGAGCUUUCGUUCACGGACGUCAAGGAGAUGAUGGACAUGUGUGCCUACGAGACCGUUGCGCUCGGCCACUCUGCCUUCUGCAGCCUUUUCACUGUCGAGGAGUGGAAGGGAUACGGCUACCGCAGCGACAUUUACUGGUGGUACGCUGCAAGCUUUGGCAGCCCCGUCGCUCGCGCCGAGGGUCUGGGCUGGCUCCAGGAGCUCACUGCGCGUCUCACCCACACUCCUCUCACCACCUUCAACUCGUCUACCAACUCGACCCUUCACGACAAGGUUCACUUCCCUGUCAAUGACCCCAUGUACAUUGACUUCACUCACGACACCACCUUCGCUCAACUCCUCCCUACCUUGAACCUCACCACCUUCUCGGCGGCUGGCCCGCCCCCUCUUGACCACAUCCCGAAGGACUGGCCCUUCCUGUCGGCCAAGUUCUGCCCCUUCGCGACCAACCUCCAGGUCCAGGUCCUCACAUGCUCGGACAGCGCGCUUAACCGCACCAAGACCCAGGACGAGGGCCUGUUGUCCGAGUGGUGGCCGUUCAACGAUGACGAGGACGAGGACACGACCCGUGCUCGCAAGCGUGACGACGAGGACGAGGACAAGGAGCCCGUGGUCGAGUCGGGCAGCAAGUCUCGCUACGUCCGUCUCAUUCUCAACGACGCUCCUGUGCCCCUCACCGGCGUCAACGGAUGCAAGCAGAACGACGACGGCCUGUGUGCCCUCGACUCGUUCGUCUCGUCCAUGCAGACCCUUAUUGGCGAGGUGGACUUUGACCACGACUGCCGUGCAGGUGAGCUCCUACAAGGUAGACAUUGA
Apiotrichum porosum is the source of this 1914-nucleotide messenger RNA. RefSeq lists its product as uncharacterized. The transcript has 5 exons. Lineage: Eukaryota; Fungi; Basidiomycota; Tremellomycetes; Trichosporonales; Trichosporonaceae. The record is from RefSeq and is a predicted model, not a curated record. Gene Ontology annotation, molecular function: acid phosphatase activity. The coding region runs from base 1 to 1914 and encodes 637 amino acids.